Messenger RNA from Tinamus guttatus (white-throated tinamou), 1167 nucleotides. The record is from RefSeq and is a predicted model, not a curated record. NCBI's taxonomy places the organism in Eukaryota, Metazoa, Chordata, Aves, Tinamiformes, Tinamidae.
AUGGGUGCUGUAGGACCCCAAGGCUCUGGGCACAGCCCGCUAGGAGGAACCCAAGGCAGAUCCCGCCUGCUACCAGCAGCGCUGGGAGCCUGGGACCGCCUGGGACCGCCUGCAGCCCCCAGCUCCCAGCAGGACUCGGCUGAUGCAGCCCCACCAGCUACCCCUGCAGCCCUGUGCACUGCCGCGACAGCGCGGACGCUCACCUCCUCCACCCCUGCAGAUGGGACGGAGCUUCCCAACACCGCCCGCGUGGCCACCCAGGGCACCAGCUCUGCCGGGCCAACCACGACCAUCGUGGUGCCCACCGUGGUGCUGGUCCUCCUGGCUGCCGCCGGCUCUGCCGUCAUCUGGAUCCUCGUCCGGAGGAGGAGGGAAGCCCAGCAGAGACCCGCUGGAGAGGCCAUGUGCUUGGGGCAGCUCAAGGUGGCCGCGGACCCGCAGGCUCCCGGCAACGCACAGCCCCUGCACAGCACAGCUCGGGCAGCCGCUGCGGCGGACGGGGACGUCUACAGCAACUCCCUGGCAGAGGGCCCCUGGGACCCGUCACCGCCGCCCCCUCACAGAGCGGGGGCCACCAGCACCGGCACGGAGCGGGAGCCGGUGCCGCAGGACGAGCAGCUCUACGAGAACACCCUGUACGAGAACACCCGGCGGCAGAAGAGGCUCCGGGGCACAGGGUGCUUUGUGUAUGACCGUGGGGAAAAGAUCUCCUGGGAAGGAGGAAGCUGGACAAUGCGGAUUUUCCUUGUUUUGGCCCUUUUCUCAGGCGCCGGCGCUGCGAUGGUGACGGGCCCCGCGCGGGUUCACGGCAAGCCCGGCGCGUCCGUCUCCGUGUCCUGCAGGUACAAGGUGGGCUAUGAGCUCUACCCCAAGUGCUGGUGCAGAUGGGUCAUCUUCUGCUUCUGCAUCACACCCAUCAUCUGCACCAAUGACACGGAGAGCUGGGUGACGAAAGGCCGGGUGUCCAUCAAGGACAACCGCAGGUCUCACACCUUCACGGUGACACUGUGGGACUUGGUGCCGGCCGACACGGGUCGGUACUGCUGCAAGGUGGCCCAGCUGCGGUGGUUCAACCUGUGGCACGCCACGAGGCUCGUCGUCUCGGCAGGUAGCACCGGCGUGAAGGAGGUGGACAAGGAGCAGCCGGAGCAUCCAUUCCGCACAUGA